AUGCAGGCGAAUACCGGUAAAUCCCCGGAGAAUCCCAGCCAGGACCUCAUUGGAGAUCAGACGUUGCGUGCAUCGCCAGGGGGUCUCCACGCGCCACCAGUUCGAGGGUCACUAUGUGAUGGAUAUGACGUAGAAGGACUCCGGCUUAACGAGCCAGGAGAAGAUGGAGCGGACGAACCUGGUGUUGUGUUGGCUGUGGCUGAAGCAGUACCGGCUGCAGCUGAGAUGCUUGAAGUCGCUACCACUGCUGAUGGAUUACAGUGGCCACAUGUGAAGACGUUGAAGCCACGGCCACCGCAGCUAGUACAGAUUCCACCUCUAGAGAUCUAG
Molecule: messenger RNA, 330 nt
Organism: Penicillium subrubescens
Lineage: Eukaryota; Fungi; Ascomycota; Eurotiomycetes; Eurotiales; Aspergillaceae
Exons: 2
Coding region: 1-330 (109 amino acids)
Source: RefSeq, a predicted model, not a curated record